Molecule: messenger RNA, 4005 nt
Organism: Trypanosoma conorhini
Lineage: Eukaryota; Euglenozoa; Kinetoplastea; Trypanosomatida; Trypanosomatidae
Exons: 1
Coding region: 1-4005 (1334 amino acids)
Molecular function (GO): protein binding
Source: RefSeq, a predicted model, not a curated record
AUGGCGGCGCUCAAUCAAGUUGCGCUUCUCGCAGGUGGGUGUCAACAGAGCUGUGCUCUUCCUGUCAUUGUCCACGCCAAUGCCAUCGCGUACUGCUCCACGGCGGCGAUCUACAUGUAUACACCCACAAAAAUCGCAACGACCGCCGCCGCAGGGGCACCUGCGACCACGGAGAAUGAGAACUUUUCUAGUUACCCACUCACCCGCAUCUUUGCCAACGGCGUCGUCGGUGCAAUUCAUUCCUUUCACUUCAAUGAAGAGUACAUGGUGUGUGUAACAACCGCCGCAAAAACGGUUGUCUGGCGCCUCGUCGACGGAGAGAAGUUAAACGAGAAGCGCGUGCCGAGUGCCGUGGGGGAGUUCUUUCGGCGGGAGGGUGGUCCGUCGGUGGUGCGGGUGGCCGGGAAGCACCACAUCCUGUACGGCACGAAAACCGGCUGGGUGGUCUCCGUGAACAUGAACGAUGGCACCACCACCCAUCAUCUGCGGCUUUGUAUGAACGGCCAGAGCUCCGCCGCAGCGGCCGUGCCGACGCCGAGCCCCACCACUCCUCUCGGCAACCGCAACGGCAGCAGCGACACCCACGUGGGGUGUGUGACAUUUAUGGAUGUCGCCGCGUCUCGCCCUGACUCCAUCGUUGUCGCCACCUCUGAAGGGGGAUUAUUCAUUCUCUCAAUACAUCCAGCCAAUGGUCUACGGCAGAAUGCGUCACUGCGCCCGUUUCCGGCGCCGGCGCUUGCCGAGGAGACUCACACGGUCAACGACACUAGCAACGGCAAUGACGCUGCCACUGACAACGGCUGGCUUCCCGUGACAACUAUGGCGUUUGAUCCGAACAAUCCCAAUUAUGUUGCCAUUGGCUCACGCGACGGAGCUCUGGCUAUUGUAGAUACCGUGUCUAACACCAUUGUACAGAAUUUUGCGCUGCAGAAGGCGCCGGUGACGUCUAUUGCUUGGCUCGCUGGUCAGACCGGAAAGUUUGUGACAACUGAUGGUGAGUCCUCCAGGCUGCAAGUGUGGUUGACAAACUCACGCACGGCGGUGGCGGAGUGGCACCCAAUUGCUGGAAGUGCUGUCUUCGGCGCCGCCGCCUUUGCCCCUGAACAUCUUAUUAUUGCAUUGCGUAAUGGAAGUGUCGCGGUGUUCAACACGCGUACGCAACAAAUCGAAAUGCAGACGGAGGCAGGUCAUACAGACGUAAUGCACGCAUGUCGCUACGCCCAUCACGAAAAGGAUUACCUCGCUACUACCAGCACGGAUGGGACGAUACGGGUGUGGAACACAAAACAACUCACGUUACAACAUGCGAUUGAUGUGGGACGUGUGAUUGUGCACUCCAUUGACUGGAGUUUAACCGGCAAGUAUAUUGCCGCAGGACUUAGCAAUGGUGAGGUUGUUUCGUACUACGUCGGUACACAGCGAAAACAUUGGGGAGUCAGUGUGACAGCUGUAGGUGCUGUCAAUUGUGUGUCGUGGAACUCUAGUGAGUCGGGCGGCUACAUUGCGGCCUCACACAGUGGUGGUGUGGCUGUCCUUUCCUCACGAGACGGUAAGAUUGUGCGCCAUUACAAGACAACUUCCCCUGUUUCGGGCAUAGAAUUCGACCGAAAGCAUACGAAGCACCUUGCCGCAGCUUGCCACGAUGGACAGGUCCUCGUGUUUCAGAUCGGCUCCAGCCGUGAGGAACCCACGCUUGUGCUUACGGGGCAUACUGCUGCAGCGCUAAAUGUAUUAUAUAGUUCGACUGCGCCGAAUUUUCUGCUUAGCUGUGGUCAGGACACCACAUUACGGCUAUGGGAUGUUUCUUCAGGGACGUCGCACACGGCUUCUGUUUCAUGUCGUGUGAUGCGUGGACAUACAGCCUGUGUCAAUGCCAUUGCGUGGUGCAGCAUCGCUCCUUAUCUUGCCCUCUCCGCCUCCGCAGACUGUACCGUGCGGCUAUGGGAUGUGCGUAGUGGAGCCAAUCUGGCAACUGUCCGUGCUCAUAAUGGGGAGGUUGUGGCACUGGGUGGGCACCCUGAGCGUCCGCUUGUUUUUGCCUCCGUGUCGCAUGACACCACCGUUGUUUUUUGGCACUUGGGGCUACUGCGGCAGGUUUACCUGGAUGCCGCGCUGGGCAGACUGGAAAAUUGCACCGUCACGGACAGCACGUCUCUGUUGGACGCCUCCUCCGGGUCCUCCGUCUCUGUCGUGACCGGUGAUGUUGUGCAGGAGUUAAUCAAAGAUUUGAGGGAGGCCAACCUUGCACCCCACAGACGAAUGGAGCGAAUUGUCCGAGUGUUUGAAUUUCCCUGCGGGGCGGCGGAUUUGGCGCGGAUUGCGGGAUUUGCUGGCGACCCACAGGACAUCUCUAACGCGAAGUGCACCGUUCUCCCCGCCUCGCGGCUUGUCGAGCUGCAUGGGAAGUGGGGGAAAGCAAAUGUGGAGAAGUCGCACGGUAAAACCGUGACGAAUGCGGGUGAGGAGUACAAAAGGACGCGUAUUAUAGAGGCGGCUGAAUCUAUGCUGCAGCUGGGGAAAGUCGCCGAGUAUUGCCAGUUGCUGGCAGAGGUGGGUGAAUGGGACAGUGCAAUUGCCGCGGCGCCUGUUGUUAGUCGCGAGUUGUGGCGUUCUCUUUGUUUACAGGCGGCAGAGGCGAUGGAGGCUGCUGGAAACGCACGUGCUGUGCGUUAUUUCAUUAUGGCGGAGGAGAGUGCCCGUGCCGCUCGUCUUGUUGCUCGUCAGUCUGAUAAAAACUGGGAUUUGGCCGUCGUCAUUGCAGAGACGUGUCCUCAGCAUAUGACGCAGGCAAGUACUGAGCCUCCGCACAAUACGACAGUGGACUCAAAUGGUGUUUCUUCUGCUGUGCAAGCAUUGCUUACUGCCCGCGCCACUGCCUUGGCGCACGCCAAUAAUUCCCGCAUUCUUGCCGCAGCUAAACUUGUAGACGGCGCCAACGAUGACGCUGUCAUGGAACUCAUCUACGGCGGAGACGUGGUCAUUGCACACCUUCUUGUUCACACGGUCCCGCUGCAGCGCCAGACGACCAUCGACGCCGGAUAUCGUCUCUCCAUGUUGCAGUCUUGUCGGCAGCAGCAGUGGGAUACGGCGCUGCUUUGCGCAACACGGCACUCGAACCCCUACGACGGUCUCGCGACGGUAUUUGCCUUUUACCAACAGGCCGAGGAGAGGGCGCGGUUGGCGAACACUAGCGGCAGCCCUGCGUGUGUGAACGACCGGCUAAAGGCGUUUCAAGAGCAGGUCCUUUCCGAGUGCCAGCGCCUUCGACUUCCGUUGGAUGCGGAAAGUAUCCAGCGGAACCACGCCGCUGAUGGGCUUGGCUCCAUUAAUCAGCUGGCCGCCAUGGCGGUGUCAGCGAAAACGCCUAUAGGAGCCGUGACGAAUGAGGAGCUGUUGCAAACGAUGAGCAACUUCAUAGACAGCAUCCUUCAGGCCGCGUUGCAAGACAUCGACAGCUUAAACGCCAUCUUUUACUUGAAGCAGGCCUUCUCUGCCACAUGUUAUGUGAGUUUACCGAUUCAAACAACUGUGGCCGGCGCCGCGUCGACAAUGUCACCAGGUUUCCCAACGGUCAUUGCCGGCAGUGGCGCACAUCCUCCGCCCGUGCGAAGGUUCCUCGCCCAGGCCUUUCUGCUUACAUCGUUGAUGUGCGUCAAGGUGUACAGGUUUCCAAAAUUUCUGAAUCCCACCUUUACCAAGGCUCGGGAACUGGCCGAUGGAGACAGUCAAGUCAUGACGCUUCUCUCAAAGGUGCAGCAGGUGCUCGGCUCCUACUCCCCGCAUUCCGUUGAGGUGAGUUGUGCAACCCUCGGCACCUCCGCGCCCUGCUAUGGUGUUGAGGAUGGGAUUCAGCUUAAGUCUGCGCUAACAAAGGAGCCACUUACGGGUGAGGUGCAUGUCCUAGAGGAUGGUGCCUCCCUCAUUGGGAAGAGUGAGGCGUUACAGUGGAUGCUGUGUUGCGCCUUCUCACCCCUCGCAUCAGGGGCGCGUUUUCUUCCCUUGUAG